This is a messenger RNA of Capronia epimyces CBS 606.96, 972 nucleotides long. RefSeq lists its product as uncharacterized. The transcript has 2 exons. The record is from RefSeq and is a predicted model, not a curated record. The coding region runs from base 1 to 972 and encodes 323 amino acids. Lineage: Eukaryota; Fungi; Ascomycota; Eurotiomycetes; Chaetothyriales; Herpotrichiellaceae.
AUGUCUAUCAGCGAGACUGUGGCGAUGAUGCCGAGUCCUGUGGUGAAAUAUGGCGACGAUCGUGACAGGCCACUUCCAGAACUACAGAUUCUCCAAAGCGCAACAGCCACUGCAGAAGCUGUUGUGGCCGCUUUAGUCCAAUCCGGUGGCUGUGUCGUCAAGAAUCUCAUACACGCCGAUGGAUUAGCAGAAAUCGAGAAGGAUACUCGGCCAUACCUUAACGCCGCGGACACAUGGGAAGGUUCGUUCUUCCCAAAGGAGACACGUCGUGUAACAGCGUUAGCGGAGAAGUCCACGGCAUUCAUGGAGACCAUCGUCGGCAACAAGCUCUACCAGGACCUUUGCAAGAUCAUGCUACGUAGCACCGUCUCGAACUGGCUGGGCGACGAGCAAAAGAUUAGUACGUCGUACCCCCAAGUCAACAGCACCUUCAUCCUCUCUGUCGGUCCUGGUGCUCGCGCACAAGGCCUACACCGAGAUAGUACGAUGCACCACAUGAAUCCAACGAGAAAGACCGCGGAGGAAUAUCAAAUUGGGCAGGACCCUGAAAUCGGCAUUUUUGUAUGUGCCAAAAGAACAACCAAGGCGAAUGGUGCCACGCGGUUCAUUCCUGGUUCACAUCUCUGGGACCCAGAUACUCCACCAACCGAGAGUCUCACCCGUUACGUUGAACUCCAACCAGGCGAUGCCUUUUUCAUGCUUCCUUCAUGUCUUCAUGGAGGUUCUACCAAUACUACAAAGGAUGAGGAGCGACUGCUCUACGGAGCGUUCAUGACCAAGAGUUAUCUACGUCAGGAGGAAAAUCAAUACUUGACCAAUAAUCACGAAAAGCUUAAGAAGCUGCAAAGCACCGAGAUGUUGAAGCUCUUGGGCUAUGACCUCAGCAGACCUUUCUUGGGAUGGAUUCAAAGCGGCAAUCCUCUAACUGCUUUGUUUGAGCCUGCGGAAAAGGGAAAGACGGAUUACUAUUAG